AUGCUGCUCGCGGAUUUCCUUGCGCGUACGGACAGCCGAGCCUUCACAGAAAAUAAACUCAAAGGUCAAAAUGUAGCUAUAGAUGUGCUAGACCGGCAAUUUCUCCAACAAAUCACCAGUAGCUUCUCGACCUUCGUGAAAUCACAUCCUCUGCAGAGCACUGUAAUCAUGUCUAAAUUUUUUGUUGUUUUGAUCGCCGUCCUAGCGACCGCCGCCGCCAAACCACAAAAAUUGAGCGUGAUUGUCCCGGAACCAGAAACCCAAUCCACCGAUCAUGUUUCCGCCAUUGCAGUCUCAGGAGAUUUCUCGUCUCACGGAGGCAAGAAGUACUCUUCUAGCGCUGAACUCACCAGUUUGGCUCAUUCUUCGGCACUUCAAGCCAGAACGGCUGUACAGAAUCAACAAGUAGCCGGCGUUCAAGCAGCUGCAGGAGCUCAGAACGGAUUUGCUCGUGCCGCACAAGAAGCUGCCCACGCCGCACGAGUAGCUUUAGUCGCCAAGCAAGUUAUUGUUCAAAAUUUACAGGAGCAAGUUGAGGAUGCUGAACAUCAGUUGCAAGCUGAAGAAGGACAGUAUCAAAGAUCUCUCGAAGCCGCCAGUGCAGCUCAAAAUGUCGUUCAGCAAAGCCAACAGCAAUUAAGUGCCGCUACUGCUACUCUUGCUGCCGUCCAACAGUCUGCCACUACAACAGAACGUGCCGCCGCUACUGCUUCACAGGCUGCUGCUACCCAACAUCAAAUGAUUCAGGAUGCUCAGCAAAGACUUGGAAGGCUGCACCUUCGAUUGGAUGAAGCCUUAGCUGGAUUAGCUGAAACUCAGCAGUCGGCACAAAGAGCUGCUGCUGCCGCACAACAAGCUCAAAAUAAUGCCGAAGCUUCUGCACAACUGGCUGUAGUAAACAGCGCUACCAACCAGAUCAGUGAACAUGAUUCCAGUUCAAAGUUGUACCAUCGUUAAGUUCUAAGAAGACUGAAAAUGUCGUGUUCACUCAUUCUGUAUAUAUUCAUUGUCAUCGGUUAUAUUUAAAUAAAGUUAGUGUAUAUUAACAGGA
Zophobas morio is the source of this 1051-nucleotide messenger RNA. RefSeq lists its product as uncharacterized. The transcript has 5 exons. The record is from RefSeq and is a predicted model, not a curated record. The coding region runs from base 1 to 957 and encodes 318 amino acids. NCBI's taxonomy places the organism in Eukaryota, Metazoa, Arthropoda, Insecta, Coleoptera, Tenebrionidae.